Messenger RNA from Meloidogyne enterolobii, 621 nucleotides. Lineage: Eukaryota; Metazoa; Nematoda; Chromadorea; Rhabditida; Meloidogynidae. The record is from the annotation of a GenBank genome assembly.
AUGAAUGAUGUUGCCGUACAAGAACCGAUUUUAAAAUUAAAAUUUGCCCAAAAUCCAAUACAAGAGGUAAAACCCAUUGGAACUGAAUUUGGUUUUGAGAAUUUUGAAAUAAAAGAAAAUAAAGGAAAGUGUGGGGAAAUUGAGGAAAUUGGUGAAAAUAUUAAAGAAUGUUUUGGACAAGGAUCAAACGGUUUUCGAAUGUCUUUAAAUUCAGAUUUUUGGAGUGAUUAUUUUAAAAUGAGUAAAAAUGAAAAUCGAAUACACUUGAAAGAAAGUCUUGAAAUGUUAUCAAAAUAUAGGGUUAGUGGAACUGAAACUGGACAUUUACCCUUAGAACCGUCAGCAAAGUCAAAGGGUGUUAUGAAAGAAGAAUAUUAUGAAUUUAAUCCAAAAAAUAAAAAAUCUUUAAAACACCCAAAAGGUAUUGGUUCUUCUUCUUCUUCGAGUGGAGCAGCGGCAAGUGCUUGGUGGGGAAUGGAAAGAAAGGUUGAAUUGAAUGAAAGUGAUUUGAUUCUUUUUGAAAGUUGGAUAGUUCCAUUGAUAAAUGAAAUGAUGUGGAAUGAAUUCAGGGCAACAGAGGGGAGUUGGGAAUCUGAGGUAAUUUUCAAUUAUCAUGACUAG